Molecule: messenger RNA, 2592 nt
Organism: Penicillium subrubescens
Lineage: Eukaryota; Fungi; Ascomycota; Eurotiomycetes; Eurotiales; Aspergillaceae
Gene: niaD
Product: nitrate reductase NiaD
Exons: 7
Coding region: 1-2592 (863 amino acids)
Biological process (GO): nitrate assimilation; nitric oxide biosynthetic process
Molecular function (GO): molybdenum ion binding; molybdopterin cofactor binding; heme binding
Source: RefSeq, a predicted model, not a curated record
AUGGCGAUGACUACUACACAAACUCUUGUCUCUAGUGACAAGUUGUCAUUCAAGAAAUCACAUAUCACAUUCCACGAUCUACCAACGCCACAAGAAAUUGAUCUUCCUCUACCACCGCCGUCCUUCAGCCCGACCGAGAUUCUAGACAUUGACAAAGGCACCCCAGAUCACCAUGUGCCUCGCGAUUCAAGACUCAUCCGUUUAACGGGUGUGCACCCUUUCAAUGUAGAGGCUCCUCUAACAACACUAUACAACCAAGGAUUUCUCACACCACCCGAGUUGUUCUAUGUCCGAAACCAUGGCGCUGUGCCACAGGUUCUUGACAAAGACAUCCCCGACUGGACGCUAAGCAUCGAAGGUCUCGUCGAGAACCCCAUUACCUUGAGCUUCCGCGAUAUCCUCGAGAAGUACGAACAAAUAACCGCACCAAUCACCCUCGUCUGUGCUGGCAACAGACGUAAAGAACAAAACACCGUUCGCAAGUCAAAAGGUUUCUCAUGGGGCCCUGCUGGCCUGUCAACUGCCCUGUUCACAGGACCCUUGAUGGCCGAUAUCCUCCGCAGCGCAAAGCCUUCUCGACGUGCCAAGUAUGUGUGCAUGGAGGGUGCUGAUAAAUUGCCAAACGGAUAUUACGGCACCUCGGUUAAAUUGAACUGGGCCAUGGACCGGAACAAGCUCAUCAUGCUGGCCUACAAGAUGAACGGUGAGGCACUCACACCCGAUCAUGGCCGUCCUCUGCGGGCAGUUGUACCAGGCCAGAUCGGAGGUCGCAGUGUCAAGUGGUUGACCAAGUUAAUUGUGACCGAUGCUCCCAGUGAAAACUGGUAUCAUAUUUAUGAUAAUCGGGUACUUCCUACUACUGUCUCCCCCGAGAUGGCUGCCCAAGAUAAGAAGUGGUGGACCGAUGAGCGAUAUGCCAUCUACGACCUGAAUGUCAACUCCGUCGCGGCCUAUCCCGAACACGAAGAAACAUUGGACCUGACGACGAGUGGAAAAAUAUAUACUGCAAAGGGUUAUGCAUACGCAGGUGGUGGUCGACGCAUCACAAGAGUUGAGAUUUCCUUGGAUAAAGGCAAAUCAUGGCGCCUCGCGGACAUUGAAUACGCCGAAGACAAAUACCGAGAAUACGAAGGCGAAUUGUUUGGAGGAAAAGUCGACAUGUGGCAGCGAGAGACUAGCUACUGCUGGUCAUUCUGGUCUCUCCCUAUCCCUGUCGCCGACUUGAAAGAUAGCGAUGCACUGCUUGUGCGAGCUAUGGACGAGGCAAUGACCGCGCAGCCGCGCGAUAUGUACUGGUCCGUUCUCGGCAUGAUGAACAACCCAUGGUUCCGUGUCAUGAUCCACAGAGAAGGCAACCUUUUGAAGUUCGAACACCCAACGCACCCUGCAAAGGCUGGAGGCUGGAUGGAGCGGGUCAAGAAGGCGGGUGGUGAUUUGACGAACGGAAAUUGGGGCGAGAGGCACGAGGGCGAAGAACCCGUGGAGGUGGAGCAUGUCAAGGAGAUCAACAUGAAGAAGGACGGAGUGAGCCGCCAGAUCAGUCUGAAGGAGCUCAAGGAAAACAGCAGCAGCGAGAAGCCCUGGUUCGUUGUCAAUGGCGAGGUGUAUGAUGGCACCGGUUUCCUCGAAGGUCAUCCCGGAGGCGCAAUCAGUAUUACAUCCUCUGCUGGAUUGGAUGUGUCCGAGGACUUCUUGGCAAUUCACAGCGAGACUGCGAAGCUGAUGAUGCCCGAUUACCACAUCGGUACAUUGGAUGAGGCAUCCCUGAAGGCGCUCAACAGCAACACGGAAGCCGUAUCUGACGAGCCACGUCCAGAGUUUCUCCAAUCGCGCGUCUGGUCAAAACUCAAGCUCUCAGAGGUGAAGACCGUAUCCUGGGACACUAGGCUAUUCGUCUUCGACCUGGAACACUCAAAGCAGACUCUUGGUCUGCCAAUCGGCCAGCACUUGAUGAUCAAAGUCAACGACCCUGUCACCAAGGAGGCUAUCAUCAGAUCAUACACUCCAAUCUCGGACACGAAUUUGGAGGGAAAGAUGGAGCUGCUGGUCAAAAUCUACUUCCCAACCGAUGAUGUUCCCGGUGGAAAGAUGACAAUGGCCCUGGACAAACUCCCCAUCGGAGCAGAGAUCGACUGUAAGGGUCCCACUGGUCGCUUCGAGUACCUGGACAACGGACGUGUGCUCAUCAGCGGCAAGGAACGCCACGUCCGCUCUUUCAAGAUGAUCUGCGGUGGAACCGGUAUUACACCCAUCUUCCAGGUUCUGCGCGCUGUUAUGGAAAACCCUCAAGAUCCGACGAAGUGUGUGGUGCUUGACGGAAACAGACUUGAGGAGGACAUCUUGUGUCGCUCCGAGCUUGAUUCCUACGUUGAAACCGACAGUGAAAAGUGCACUCUCAUCCAUACGCUCACUCAGGGCUCUGAUACCUGGACUGGUCGGCGGGGACGUAUCUCGGAGGAUUUGAUCAAGGAAUAUGCGCCUGCUGAAGAGAGCAGUAUGGUUAUCAUUUGUGGACCGGAGGCCAUGGAACAGUCGGCAAAGAAAGUGCUUCUUGCCCAGGGUUGGGCCGAAUCUGAUCUGCACUUCUUCUGA